Ziziphus jujuba (common jujube) is the source of this 4658-nucleotide messenger RNA. RefSeq names its product disease resistance-like protein DSC1. Gene Ontology annotation, biological process: signal transduction; defense response. Bases 174 to 4346 code for a protein of 1390 amino acids. The transcript has 5 exons. The record is from RefSeq and is a predicted model, not a curated record. Gene Ontology annotation, molecular function: ADP binding. Lineage: Eukaryota; Viridiplantae; Streptophyta; Magnoliopsida; Rosales; Rhamnaceae.
AUAUUUUUGAAAAUUUUUAAAAUGAAUAUUACUUAUAUUAUCUCGCAAGUUAUUUUUGCUGCGUUUUCUCAAUUGAAAAAAGGUCUAUGCAACCUUUUCCCAGUUAAAGUUAUCAUCCGAAGAGUUUUCCAGAUCUAGUCUUAGAAUAGUGGAAUAUUUGAUGCUUAUGGAAAAUGGCUUCUUCUUCUUCUUCUUCUUCUUCACAUCCUUCUUUGCCAAUGGCCUCUCAAGAAAAGUACGAUGUGUUUCUAAGUUUCAGAGGUGAAGACACCCGCCAAAAUUUGACCAGUCAUCUUUAUGCUGCUUUAGAUCGGAAGAAAAUCUGCACAUACAUGGAUCACAAACUUGAGAGAGGAGAUGAAAUUUCACCAGCACUUGUCAAAGCAAUCCAGGAAUCAAAGCUCUCCGUUAUCAUUUUCUCCAAAAACUAUGCAAAUUCCUCAUGGUGCUUGAACGAACUCUUGCACAUACUCCAAUGCAGGAGAAACAAUGGACAGUUCGUUAUUCCAGUUUUCUACCAUGUUGAUCCAACGCAUGUACGGAAACAGGAGGAGAGUUUUGCAGAAGCUUUUGCUCAACUUGAAGCGCGUUUCAAGGGGACCAAUAUGGACUUGGUCAAACAGUGGAGGGCUGCUUUGGAAGAAGCAACUAAUCUAUGUGGGUGGGAUUCAGAGGUCACUAAGCCAGACUCCAGGUUGGUUGAGACAAUUGUAGAAGAUGUUUUGUGGAAAUUGGACUUGGUAUCACCAUCUGAUUAUCAUUUGGAAUGCUUGGUUGGAAUCGACAAACGCUAUCAACAAAUUAAAUCCUUGCUGUGCAUCGGCUCACCAGAUGUUCGGAUUGUUGGCCUUUUAGGCAUGGGCGGUAUAGGAAAGACAACCAUUGCUGGUGUUCUGUUUCAGUUGCUGUCUUCUCAGUUUGAGAGCUCUUACUUUCUCAAAGAUGUUAGAGAGAAAUCAGCCAAAGGUGAACUAGACUAUUCGCGUAAGGAGCUUCUUUCUGAAUUGCUAGAGGGUGAAAAUCUUAAUAUGAGCAAUUCUUAUAUAUUACCACCUUUUGUUAGAAAAAGGCUCAAGCGUAAAAGGGUUCUAGUUGUUUUUGACGAUGUGGAUAAAUUAAGCCAAUUUAAAAGUUUAGUCCAAGAGCCUGAUCAAUUUGGAUGUGGAAGUAGAAUCAUAGUAACAACUAGAGAUGAACGGGUGCUUAGAAAUAUUAAUGCUCAUAUACACAAAGUGGAACAACUGAAUAGUGAUGAGGCUCUUCAACUCUUUCAUUUGAAUGCUUUUAGAACAUGCUCUCCUAUAACAGAUUACUCAAAGUUGUCACAAGGGGUGGUAAAUUGUGCUAAAGGCAUUCCUUUAGCUCUUGAAGUUCUGGGCUCCUUACUAGACGGCAAGAGCAAAGAAGAAUGGGAAAGUCAAUUGAGUAAAUUGAAGAUUACUCCCAAUCGAGACAUUCAUAAUGUUUUGAAAAUAAGUUAUGAGACACUAGAUGACAGAGAGAAAGAUUUAUUUCUUGAUAUUGCAUGUUUCUUUAAAGGGGAGGACAUAAGUAAUGUGCAGAAAAUAUUGGAUGGUUGUGGUUUUUGUGUAGACAUAGAAAUAAGCACUCUCAAAGACAAGUCUCUAAUAGCAGUCUACAACGACCGGCUAGAAAUGCAUGAUUUGUACAAGAGAUGGCUUGGGAAAUUGUUCGUGAACAAUGUUUUAAAGAGCCUGGAAAUCGUACUAGGUUGUGGAUUGUUGAGGAUAGUCAGAGACAAACACAUUUCUUCAAUUCUUGACACACUGCAUAUUGGCAUUCUCAUUUGUUUGUUCUUGGUUGUUGAAUGUAUUCAGGGAAAAGAAGCAGUUGAAGGCAUAUUCCUAGACGUGAGUGAUAUUAGAGAGGUAGAAUUGAAUCCCAUGACCUUCUCAAACAUGCGUCAUCUACGGUUACUCAAAAUUUAUAAUCAUAAAACUGGACGCCGAAUGGAGUGCAAAGUUUGCCUUCCUCAAGGCCUUGAGCAUCUUCCUGAUAAUCUUAGAUACCUCUUCUGGGAGGGAUACCCUUUGAAAUCUUUGCCAUCAAAAUUUUGUCCAGAAAAACUUGUUGAACUCUGCAUGACCCAUAGCCAGCUUGAGCAACUUUGGGAUGGAGUCCAGAAUAUUGGCAAUUUAAGAAAGAUUGAUCUCAGUUACUCUGUGCACCUGACUCAAAUCCCAAAUCUCUCUAUGGCUUCAAAUUUGGAGAGCAUAAACUUUGAGAAAUGUACAAGUUUGCUUGAACUUCCUUCAUAUUUUCAAUACCUCAACAAGGUUACGUAUCUGAAUCUAAGAUGCUGUUCAAAUCUUCAAAUCCUUUCAGAAAUACCACAAGAUACAGAGUACUUAGAUUUAUAUGGGACUGCAAUUGAAGAAUUGCCUUUAUCAUCCUCAUAUCUCUACAAACUUGUUCAUUUGGAUCUAGGCAAAUCUGCAGCCCUCAAGAAUUUUCCUGGAAGCACUUUUAUGCCCUUCUCCCAAUAUUUGUCAGAUUUUGGUGGGAUAUAUAUUAGAGCUUUGCCCUCAUCAAUUAAGCAUUUGACUAGUCUCAUUAACUUGCAUUUUUAUUCAGAAACAUUUGAUUCUACAAAAGAUUUGUUUUCUGCUUUUUCCUAUGAUGAUGUAUGGGAUUUUGAAGAAGAAGAGUGCGACGAUGAUAUAUGGGAUUUCGAAGAAGAAUAUAUAUGGGAUUUUGAAGAAGAAGAGUGCUAUGAUGACAUAUGGGAUUUUGAAGAAGAAGAUAUAUGGGAUUUUGAAGAAGAAGAGCGCUAUGAUGAUAUAUGGGAUUUUGAAGAAGAAGAAUGGGCUUUUGAAGAAGAAGAGCGCUGUGAUGAUAUAUGGGAUUUUGAAGAAGAAGAAUGGGAUUUUGAAAAAGAAGAGCGCUAUGAUAAUAUCUGGGAUUUUGAAGAAGAAGAGCAUUAUGAUGAUAUAUGGGAUUUUGAAGAAAAAUAUAUAUGGGAUUUUGAAGAAGAAGAGCGCUGUGAUGAUAUAUGGUAUUUUGAAGUAGCAGAGCGAUGUCCUUAUAUAGUAGAAAUAGAGAUUGAGUCACCCUCACCAAGUGAAUCUGAACUUCCAGAAGAUUCGCCUUCUGUUUUUUCCGAUGAUGAUAUAUCGGAUUUUGGAUCUUCCAAAUUUGAUGAAAGCAACAAAUGUAAGUUAUAUAAUCUUGGAUGGUUUCCCACUUCCCGCCGUUUAAAGCUUUGGAGGUUGCCUCUCCGGGAUGGUUGGUUCUCUGUGUGUAAUCUCAAUUUAAGCUGUUGCACUAAAUUACAGAUCCCUGAGUCUCUUGGCUGUUUAUCCUCGUUACAAAUUUUGAAUCUUAGUGGAAGCAAUAUUGAGCGCAUUCCUACAAGCAUCAAGCAACUUUGUAAGCUGUACAGCCUUGACAUAAGAAAUUGCAAAAGCCUCAAAUCUUUACCAGAUGAGCUUCCAUGGUUUCUACAACAUUUAGAAGCAUCUGGCUGCACUUCGCUGGAGAAAGUGCCAAGUUUAGGUGCUUGCCUCAAGAGAGGUUGGGACCAGAUAAAAAAGGUGCAAGAAAUAAAACCAAGUGAGGAUUUUAUAUUUUUUAACUGCCCAAAAUUGGACCAGAAUGCUAAGAACAACAUAAUGGAUGAUGCACAGCUCAGAAUUUUGCGCGUUGCAACUUUAGCAAAGGAGAUUGGACCUGUGGUUCAUGUAGAAUAUUUCCAGCCUUAUAGAGCUAGCAUUUGUUGUCCGGGAAGUGAAAUUCCAAGGUGGUUCAAGUACCAAACUCAAGGAUCUGAUAUCGAUCUUAACCUGGAAUAUUGGUCUGUUACUGAUUUACUGGGCUUUGCUGUCUGUGCCGUUAUUGAAUUUGAUGAGUGUUUUACUCAUGAAAAAAACCGCCUCUCAAGAUCAUCUCUAUGUGAAUCCCACUUCUUCAAAGCCAUCAUUAAUAAUAAUAAUAAUGGUGAUGAAAGCUAUGCACUUGAUUACAUUGAAUCGGAUGGGGAGUUUUGUUCACGUGUAGCUGAAGAUAAUAUCAGACUUGAGAAAUCUAGCUAUCUGUUCCAAUGGUAUCACUGCUUGAAGAUUUAUUCUCACACGACAAUCAAAAUCAAUUUUAACUUGAAUCCUACGUGGAUUGAGGGUGAUCCUAUUGGCUUCUUCAAGGUUAAAAAGUAUGGGAUUCGUCCACUGUAUGCUCAGGAUGCAAAAAAUGUGUUCAACCAACAUGUUGGGGGACCCAGUACUUCACAAGCCAAUACUGCAAGUGUGACUGUUACAUCCUAUGAUGAUGAUGAUAAAUUCCAAUCUCAUUCAAAGAGACUUCGUACGUCAAGAAAUCAACUUCUUUGAAUUUAUGUAAGAUUAGUUGGUGAGUAGUACUGAACCAUAUUGAAUUUGUUAGAUAUUACUAUUUGGUUUUCAAGACUAUUUUUUUUUUCUUUUUUUUUUUUUUCCCACUAGUGUUGGAUAUAUAAAAUAACUAUAUAUAUGUAUAUAUAUGUUCAUGCAGAUUCACUGCUCCCAAAUGAGUCUUUGAUGUGGUUUGUUUGCUCAGGCUUUGUUUUGUUAUUGUUUUAUUUAAAAAAGAUAUAGUACUUAAGUGAUCGUUUGACAGUGAUUAUCAGAAGCAAGAAGAUUAAUUUGUUAGCAAAUUAAGAUGAA